AUGGCAACCCAUUCCUGCAACUUCAGCAAUUUCGCUGAGCGUUAUCCGUUGUUGAUCCAUCAGCAAGAAUACCCACUACCUUCCAUAACCACCUUCACCCAGCACAAGUUGCUCUUUGAAGAAGGAGAAAUGAUGCUAUUGAGGCGGGUCUCAAACCCGCGAAGUAGAAAUAUCGGAUACUCCGACAGUGGAGCACUUCCGGGCCCGAAGCGGUCUGCCCCGUCGCCCCUAACAGCGGAAAUUAAAAAGGGACCGAGUAGCCUCCAGUUAUAG
Molecule: messenger RNA, 273 nt
Organism: Nezara viridula (southern green stink bug)
Lineage: Eukaryota; Metazoa; Arthropoda; Insecta; Hemiptera; Pentatomidae
Source: the annotation of a GenBank genome assembly